CGGUCACCACUUUUUCCGAAUUCGCAUGCGGCAACAGUCAUCCAUCGAUGACGCGCUGUAACCUCCGAAUUUGCAUCGGGGCUCCCGUCACUGUCAACACGCCGUUAUCUCAACAUUGAGUUGCAUUGAGCAAGACGGAAAAUUUCUCGGGUUUCGUGGUGAAAUCGUUCUUUUUUUAAUCGUUAUUGUUUUUUUAAUGUUAUGUAGUUAUAAAUUUGUUGUUUGAAAUGCCUUUUUGUGCGGCGUUCGGGUGCACAAAUAGAACCAAGUGCAGAACUGAGACCCGAUCAACCUCAACUACCUCUUCUUCCAAUGCUGAUUCCAAAACAUCAUUUCACAGGAUUCCUGGUAAAGAACCUCAGCGUAGUGCCUGGCUUCAGGCCUUGAGACGAGCUAACUACAAUCCUGCAACUGAUGCGGAUGCUAGGGUCUGCUCCUCUCAUUUCAAUGCUUCUGAUUUUUAUUAUACAAAGGAGGGCCUUAGAAAAAUCAAGAGGAAUGCUAUCCCCUCAGUUUUCCCAGCUUUCCCUAAACACCUUCAAAAAGAUGUAAUUCAUGGACCUCCCAACUGGACCCAAUCUCGACUCGAUUUUUCUGGAAAUUUUUUUAUUGCUUCGCCCGAGAGUGCUUCAUGAGCUGAUUUUGCAGUGUUUUUCAUAUAAUGAAAAUAAUAACCUUCAGGCGCGACCACGAAAGUCUUAAAUAAAAUAUGAACUCGCACUUACUUCCGUUCCUGCAGCCAAAGGCAACACAAAAUGGCAAAUCAAGAAUUUCAAACGCUUGAAACAAGUUCAGAACUAAUUGGAAAAAACAAUAACGAUUAACAAAACAGCUUUUAGUAUAUCGAGGGUGAAACUGGUAUUAAAGGUUUCCUGAAACUAA
Messenger RNA from Bemisia tabaci, 882 nucleotides. NCBI's taxonomy places the organism in Eukaryota, Metazoa, Arthropoda, Insecta, Hemiptera, Aleyrodidae. The record is from RefSeq and is a predicted model, not a curated record.